This is a messenger RNA of Cyprinodon tularosa, 965 nucleotides long. Its product is annotated as cornifelin homolog. NCBI's taxonomy places the organism in Eukaryota, Metazoa, Chordata, Actinopteri, Cyprinodontiformes, Cyprinodontidae. Gene Ontology annotation, cellular component: cornified envelope. The transcript is spliced from 4 exons. Bases 334 to 687 code for a protein of 117 amino acids. The record is from RefSeq and is a predicted model, not a curated record.
ACUGUUUUCUAAUAUGUGUGCUUUCAACAGUUUUCACAAGAAUUCAUUUAUUAAAAUAGUUUAGACAUAGAUUUAGUUGUGCUCAUCUGUUGGUGACCUGUAUCAUUUGAACUGUGACCCCAAGAAGCCUCUUCCAGUUAACUGUUGUUAACUGCUCAUUUAGAUUCUCCACAGAUCUUUCUCAUCCUCAGAAAGAGCAGUUUGUUGGUGAACCAGCAUUUCACAGCUCGAGAUCGUCACAAUUUCCUGUGUGGUGUGAAGCUUGUCAGUUGAUCAAACGGAGUUCAGACUUCUGGUUUUUUUACUAGCUGAAUUUGAACGUUUCCUGUCCAAAUGUCAAACCCAGUGGUCACCAGUCAACCCGGUACAGGAGGCUAUGGAACGAACGUACAGACUGGGGAGUGGAGCACAGGCUUGUGUUCCUGCUUUAGUGACUGUUUAGUUUGUGCCCUCGGUUGCUUCUGUCCGAUGGCUCUGCACUGUUACACUGCAAACAAGUAUGGUGAAAACUGCUGCCUGGGUUGUGUGCCAGGAGGCAUGACUGCCAUGAGGACUCACAUGAGACUGACCUAUGGUAUUCAGGGCACGGUUUGCAACGACGCCCUCAUGACCUUUUUCUGUGGAUUCUGUGAAGUAUGCAGGAUGGCUCGAGAAGUUCGUAUCAGGAAUGGAGACAUUUCAUUGUAGAUGAUGUAGGAAGCCCUGUGCUUGUAGAAAUCACUCGUCAGGUUUUAAUAACAACAAGAAGGAAGAAGUCAUCACUGAAACCUACAGUUCAAUGUAAUAAGUGUAAUUCUGCUCAUAUUAAAGGUCUGCUCUCUUGUAUAGAACCUGCUUUUACCAAAUGUAUCAUUUAUAUGCAUGUCUUGACUGAUUUGAACAUAUCCACAAUGUCAUGUUUCACUUUAUUUGAAUAUUUUUCAGAAAAUGUUUUCUUGUGCAAUGAUAAAGACAUAAAACGUAAA